This is a messenger RNA of Conger conger (European conger), 3230 nucleotides long. RefSeq names its product ADP-ribosylation factor-binding protein GGA3-like. Gene Ontology annotation, molecular function: small GTPase binding; ubiquitin binding; phosphatidylinositol binding. Gene Ontology annotation, biological process: intracellular protein transport; vesicle-mediated transport. The record is from RefSeq and is a predicted model, not a curated record. Gene Ontology annotation, cellular component: trans-Golgi network. The transcript is spliced from 17 exons. Lineage: Eukaryota; Metazoa; Chordata; Actinopteri; Anguilliformes; Congridae. The coding region runs from base 98 to 1930 and encodes 610 amino acids.
UGAGAGUCACAUGUUCCUGCUCUAACCCAGGGCUGACAGUGAAGUCAGCACAAGACGCAGUUUAGUUUUAGUAUGGUUACCGUGAGCUGAUGAGGACAUGGCGACAAGCGAAGAGGGGGAAACUUUAGAAUCUUGGCUAAAUAAAGCCACUGACCCUAGUAACACGGCUGAUCGGUGGGAUUGCAUUCAGGGAUUCUAUGAACAGGUUAAUAACGAGCUUGAAGGGCCACAAACUGCGAUGCGCCUUCUUGCUCACAAGAUCCAGUCACCCCAGGAGAAGGAGGCCUUGCAAGCUCUAACAGUUCUAGAAGCCUGCAUGAACAAUUGUGGCAAGCGAUUUCACAGUGAGGCUGGAAAGUUCCGCUUCCUGAAUGAACUGAUCAAAGUGUUAUCACCAAAGUAUUUAGGUACGUGGAGCACAGCUGAGGUCAAACAAAAGGUGACAGAGGUCCUUUAUAGCUGGGUUCUGUGGUUUAAAGAUGAGGUUAAGAUCCAGGAAGCCUACACCAUGCUAAAGAAUCAAGGUAUUAUAAAGAAAGACCCCAAGUUACCUGAGAAUGUGGUAAUGCCCCCCCUGUCUUCGAGAACAGAGGAGUCUGUCUUUGAUGAUGAAGAAAAAUCAAAGUUAUUAGCAAGACUCUUGAAAAGCAGACACCCUGAUGAUCUUCAGGCAGCCAACAGGCUGAUCAAGAACACCAUUAAGGAAGAGCAAGAGAAGACGGAGAAGGUAUCCAAACGCUUUAACGCCAUGGAGGACGUCGAGAGAAACUCCAAGCGUCUGAAAGAGCUGCUGGAGAAUCACAGGAGGGGCGAAUCUUCUGAAGAACAGUUAGAGGAGAUGAGGAAUCUUUAUGAGCAAUGUGACAAGCUGCGGCCCACUCUCUUCCGCUUGGCCAGUGACACAAUGGACGAUGAUGACGCAUUAGCUGGAAUCCUCCAAGCAAAUGAUAAACUAACUUCUAUUGUCAACUUGUACCAAGAGAUGUUUGGAAGCAAAGUUGUGAAUGAAAACGGCAGAAGCGAUCACUCCAAAACCAAAGGUUCUGCAAGCCCCAAAGAGAUAAAGAGCUACCACCUGAUAGAUCUGUCAGUGCUGGAUUCUACAUCGGCAGAAGGCGGCAGUCCAUCUAAAGCUUCACGUAGCAGUUCUGUGUCCCUGCUAGACGAGGAGCUCAUGUCACUAGGACUAAAUGAUCCAUCUCUGACAGAAGCCCAGAAGAGUUCUAGAAAAUGCUGUGAUGAACUGAGUCAGCUGUGGGGCGAUGGCGGUUUGGGCACCGUUGGGCAGAGUGCUGAGUUCACUGGGAGGGUGGAGAAGGAGAGGGGAGAGGGAAGCAUAUUGACAGCCCGGGGGUCUGGAGCGGACUGUUCUCCCACAGGCUCUAUCACAUUCUCAGCGCAGCACAGCUGGCCAGGUGUCCUUCCCAAGUUGAGUGACCUUCAGAAUCAACCAGUUAGUUCGCCAUCAAAGUCCAGUGACCUGCCCGCUGAAAGAUCUUUAUCAGAUGUAUUUGUUUCUCUUGAAUCUAUAAAGCCAAGCAACAUCGCACCCAUUACGGCUUAUGACAAAAGUGGAAUCCGUGUGAUGCUGCACUUUGCCAAAGACUGUCCCAUGGGGCGACCCGAUGUAGUCGUCAUGGUGAUCUCCAUGCUCAGCACUUCCCCCAGACCCGUUAGAGACGUGGUGUUCCAGGCAGCGGUACCUAAGAGUAUGAGAGUGAAGCUGCAGACAGCCACCGGGUCGGAGUUGCCAUCUUACAACCCCAUCGUGCCCCCUACGGUCAUCUCCCAAAUCCUGCUUCUGUCCAACCCACUCAGAGAUAAGGUGCGUUUACGCUACAAGCUGACAUUCACCCAUGGAGAGCAGAAGACCAGUGAGCUUGGCGAGAUAGAAAACUUCCCUGAUAUGAGCUCUUGGACCAGCUGGUGACCUCCCCCAGAGCAGAGAACUCAGGGUCAAUAGAGAGAACACCUUGAUGGCUACUGCGGAAAUAAUACUUUCUCAAAUUGUGAGACCAUAUUACACUCGAAUUGAUAUGUUGUAAUGGUUUGGAGUUAUAGCAAAUAAUAGCAGGUUUCUUUCCUUUUUUAUUUAUUUUUUGUACCAUACAAAACUGUAGAGUUCCAUGCCGUUCGCAGUUUUGUAGCCAAAGAGCACCAGACAACAAAUCAUUGAGUCUCUGCUGUUACAGUGAUGCAGUGAUCAUACUUCACCUCAGAUGAAUCAGUUGGGUAUCUUGACAAAUGAAAGCGUGAUUGACAAUAUGAUUAUUUAAAAAGGCCUUGUGAAUGAUUCAGAUUCCGUUUUUUUGUUGUGAUAGAACGUGUGGUACGAAUAUAUGUAAAAUUAGUUUAUUUUAAAUGUGAUAUUGUGCUUUUUCUGGGUACUGUUCGGUACUGGUCACAAUGUGCCAUUAUUCUGCCUUUAUGCAUUACCUAGUUAUGCCAAGAGUGUCUUAUUCAAUGGAUCAUGGUUUCUGUGCAGAUAUACAGAGCAGUAUACAGAGCAAUUCAUCCUGGUCUUAAGGUUCAGCUUGUCAUGCAAGAUUUUGUUUGUACUCAUCCCUGAGGUGAAAUGAGAUGCUUAACUUUCAGUCUUUUGUUUCAGAAAAAGAUUUCCUCCACUUAUCCUUAUCAAUCAGGUAAAACCAUAAAUAGUUAAUCCCCAGAACCGGGACUUUGAAAAAAAAUGUGUGCUGCGCAAUUAUGAGAAUUUUGAUUCCAUUAUGGCAUGUCUUUAUAGUUAACAGUGGCUUUAUUGAGUUCCAAAGAAAAGUUCUUGAAACAAUGUAGGUCAAUGAAAAUAGUUUGUGCAAACUUCCUUUGAAUGAGUAUUUAAAGGUACAAAUGGUAAUUUUGGACUCCUAACAGUCAAGAGAGGAAUUGCAGCAACAAACAUCCUGAAACCACAACACUGUUUAUCUCUCCCCCUUCACGGUGAACGUGCUGAUGUUGAACCCCCCCACGCCAUUGCCUUAGAACCAAUUUUCAACCAAUGAACUUGAAUUAUUGUACAGCUGUACAAUGUUUUGGAGUGUCGGUCCGUCAACUGUAUAUUUUGAAACCCGAAAGGACUAUAAACAGGCAGAGGGUGAGUCAACAUGUCGGUGAGCCUUUUUCAAUGGUCGGUAGGGAUUUACAAUGGUCGUGUAACAAUGUUUUAACACAAAAAUCUUACCUAUUGUACCUUUAACUUGAGUCUGAUACACAGUAAAAGUGUUGUAAGAAAA